UGAUGUAAAUAUUAAACCAUACAGAAGCACUGUACGUUACGGUGGACCUGUGACAAUAGAAUGUACAGUGAGGUCAGGUAUACCUGUCAAGGAAGUCACAUGGUAUCGAGUCCAAGGUGAUUCAAGGACACCUGUUGUAGUAGAUGGUAGAAAAUACAGUGGUUCUACAGUACGUGUACCCUCUCUUACCAUAAACAAUGCAGACUUCCAAGAUGAAGGUACCUAUGUAUGUACUGCAGAGAACGCUGCUGGUGUAGGAUCAAGUCCUAAUGGUGAUAUUGAUGUAACUGGAGCUGUUCCCGCUGUGACAGUUCCUAAGAGUGAAUACACUGGUGAUUUGGGUACAGAGGUAACUCUUGAAUGUGAUGUUGUCGCAAAUCCACCUGAAACCACCGUCUAUUGGAGAAGGGAGGACCGAGGAGAAAUGGUGGAUGUCGACACCAGGUCUGCACGUUUCUCUCGUGCGUCUCCCAGCUCGCCAUCUCUGACUAUCAGAAAUCUGGAUACCUCAGAUACCGGAAUGUAUCAAUGUUUUGCUGAUAAUCCUGUUGGAACUGGACAAAGUCAACAGACGUCUCUUAGAGUACUUUUACCAAUCACUCUUCCAACAACUGAUAAGCCAUGUGGUCAAGCCCAAGUUGAUAUUGUUAUUAUUUUGGACUCUUCGACCAGUGUUGGUGAUGCUAACUACCAGAAAAUGAAGGAUUUCUGUAAAGAUUUCUUAAAGAAUGCUGAUUUAGAUUCUGGUAAUAUACAGGUUGGAAUAGUUUCAUACAGUACUGGCGUCCAUAUUGAAUUCCAAAUGAAUGACUACAGCACAUCACAAGACAUAAUGAAUGCUAUUGAUGCCAUUCCAUAUAGAUAUGGAAGUACAAACACUGCCGAUGGGUUGAGAACAAUGCGUUCACAAAUGUUUACUUCUCGUAAUGGGGAUCGUGAUGGUGUGCCAAAUGUUGUUAUUAUAUUAACUGAUGGUGUGUCAAAUAUUAAUUCACGAAGAACCAUUCCUGAGGCAGAGCAGGCUCGUGCCGCAGGAAUUCAUAUCUAUGCUGUUGGUAUUGGUUUAAGAGAUACCCGUGAAUUGGAUGCCAUGGCAUCUGAACCAGCCUCAGAAAACAGCUUCAAUGUACAAAGCUUUGAUGAAUUGGCGGUUUUGAGUGACCAAGUUUUCCAAGCUUUCUGUCCAGUUGCCACCACAGUGAAACCACAGGAAACCGGAUACGAUUUGGUCGUUAUUCUUGAUUCUUCCGUUUCCCAAGAAUAUUUUGAUUGGAUGACAACAUUUACCAAAAAUCUUGCUGAUACAGUUAGUAUCGAUGAUGACGAAUUUAGAGUUGGUUUGUUGAGAUAUAGCACAGAUUCUAAUGUUCAAUUCAAUCUGAAGGACUAUCAGUCCAGUGGUGAUGUCCAGAAUGCUGUUGACCAGGUAGGAUACCGAGGGGGAAUAACAAACACAGCACAGGCCAUAGAUACUGCUAGAACCCAGAUGUUCAGACCUGACCAGGGUGAUCGUGACUAUGCCAGAAACUUCAUAUUGCUGAUAACUGGUCAGGAUAAGAGUUUGAGCACAAAUGAUGCGUGGCGAGCGGCAGAGAGGGCAGAGACAGACGGAAUCCAGUUAUAUGUUAUGGGAUUGAAUAUUAAUGAUCGUGAGGAGCUGGAUGAGACCUCUUCUCAUCCUUUGAACACCUAUCAAUAUUUAACAAGGAGCGAGAGGGAGCUUGCUGAAGUUCCCACACAAAUUUAUGCUGAUCUUCUUGGUAUGGCAAAGAAUCCACCUCCAAUGAGACCAAGACCAGUUAAACCUGAUGUCGAUAUCAAACCAUACAGAAGCACUGUACGUUAUGGAGGACCUGUGACAAUAGAAUGUACAGUGAAAUCUGGUAUACCUGUCAAGGAAGUCACAUGGUAUCGAGUCCAAGGUGAUUCAAGAACACCUGUUGUAGUAGAUGGUAGAAAAUACAGUGGUUCUACAGCACGUAUACCCUCUCUUACAAUAAAUAGUGCAGACUUUCAAGAUGAAGGUACCUAUGUAUGUACUGCAGAGAAUGCUGCUGGUGUAGGAUCUAGUCCUAAUGGUGAUAUUGAUGUUACUGGAGCUCUUCCAACUGUGACAGUUCCGAAAAGAGAAUAUUCUGGUGAUUUGGGUACAGAGGUAACAUUGGAAUGUAAUGUUGUGGCAAAUCCACCUGAAUCAACCGUCUACUGGAGGAGAGAGGACCGAGGAGAGAUGGUUGAUGUCGACACGAGAUCUUCACGUUAUUCUCGUGCUUCUCCUAGUUCACCAUCUCUGACUAUCAGGAAUCUGGAUACCUCAGAUACAGGAAUGUAUCAAUGUUUUGCUGAUAAUUCUGUUGGAACUGGACAAAGUCAACAAACUUCUCUCAGAGUACUUUUACCAAUCACUCUUCCAACAACUGAUAAACCAUGUGGUCAAGCCCAAGUUGAUAUUGUUAUUAUUUUGGACUCUUCAACCAGUGUCGGUGACGCUAACUACCAGAAAAUGAAGGAUUUCUGUAAAGAUUUCUUAAAGAAUGCGGAUUUAGAUUCUGGUAACAUACAGAUUGGAAUAGUUUCAUACAGUACUGGCGUCCAUAUUGAAUUCCAAAUGAAUGACUACAGCAACGCACAAGACAUAAUGAAUGCUAUUGAUGCCAUUCCAUAUAGAUAUGGAAGUACAAACACUGCUGAUGGUUUAAGAACAAUGCGUACACAAAUGUUUACUUCUCGUAAUGGGGAUCGUGAUGGUGUGCCUAAUGUUGUUAUUAUAUUAACUGACGGUGUGUCAAAUAUAAAUUCACGAAGAACCAUUCCUGAGGCAGAACAAGCUCGUGCAGCAGGAAUUCAUAUUUAUGCUGUUGGUAUUGGUUUAAGAGAUACCCGUGAAUUGGAUGCCAUGGCCUCUGAACCAGCUUCAGAAAACAGCUUCAAUGUACAAAGCUUUGAUGAAUUGGCAGUUUUGAGUGACCAAGUCUUCCAGGCCUUCUGUCCAGUUGCCACCACAGUGAAACCACAAGAAACUGGUUAUGAUUUGGUUGUUAUUCUUGAUUCUUCCGUUUCACAAGAAUAUUUUGAUUGGAUGACAACAUUUACCAAAAAUCUUGCUGAUACAGUUAGUAUCGAUGAUGACGAAUUUAGAGUUGGUUUGUUGAGAUAUAGCACAGAUUCUAAUGUUCAAUUCAAUCUGAAGGACUAUCAGUCCAGUGGUGAUGUCAAGAAUGCUGUUGACCAGGUCGGAUACAAAGGGGGAAUAACAAACACAGCACAAGCCAUCGACACUGCUAGAACCCAGAUGUUCAGACCUGACCAGGGUGAUCGUGACUAUGCCAGAAACUUUAUAUUGUUGAUAACUGGUCAGGAUAAGAGUUUAAGUACAAAUGAUGCUUGGCGAGCGGCAGAGAGAGCAGAGACAGACGGAAUCCAGUUAUAUGUUAUGGGAUUGAAUAUUAAUGAUCGUGAGGAACUGGAUGAAACCUCUUCUCAUCCUUUGAAAACCUAUCAGUAUUUAACAAGGAGUGAGGGAGAACUAGCUGAAGUUCCUCCACAGAUUUAUGCUGAUCUUCUUGGAAUGGCAAAGAAUCCUCCUCCAAUGAGACCAAGACCAGUGAAACCUGAUGUAGAUAUUAAACCAUACAGAAGCACUGUACGUUAUGGAGGACCUGUGACAAUAGAAUGUACAGUGAAAUCUGGUAUACCUGUCAAGGAAGUCACAUGGUAUCGAGUCCAAGGUGAUACAAGGACACCUGUUGUAGUAGAUGGUAGAAAAUACAGUGGUUCUACAUUACGUGUUCCCUCUCUUACCAUAAAUAGUGUAAAUAAUCAAGAUGCAGGUACCUAUGUAUGUACUGCAGAGAACGCUGCUGGUGUAGGAUCAAGUCCUAAUGGUGAUAUUGAUGUUACUGGAGCUGUGCCCGCUGUGACAGUUCCAAAGAGUGAAUACACAGGUGAUUUUGGUACAGAGGUAACUCUGGAAUGUGAUGUUGUCGCAAAUCCACCUGAAACCACCGUCUAUUGGAGAAGGGAGGACAGAGGAGAAAUGGUGGAUGUGGACACCAGGUCUGCACGUUUCUCUCGUGCCUCUCCGAGCUCACCAUCUCUGACUAUCAGAAAUCUUGAUACCUCAGAUACAGGAAUGUAUCAAUGUUUUGCUGAUAAUCCUGUUGGAACUGGACAAAGUCAACAGACGUCUCUCAGAGUACUUUUACCAAUCACUCUUCCAACAACUGAUAAGCCAUGUGGUCAAGCCCAAGUUGAUAUUGUUAUUAUUUUGGACUCUUCGACCAGUGUUGGUGAUGCUAACUACCAGAAAAUGAAGGAUUUCUGUAAAGAUUUCUUAAAGAAUGCUGAUUUAGAUUCUGGUAAUAUACAGGUUGGAAUAGUUUCAUACAGUACUGGCGUCCAUAUUGAAUUCCAAAUGAAUGACUACAGCACAUCACAAGACAUAAUGAAUGCUAUUGAUGCCAUUCCAUAUAGAUAUGGAAGUACAAACACUGCUGAUGGUUUGAGAACAAUGCGUACUCAAAUGUUUACUUCUCGUAAUGGGGAUCGUGAUGGUGUGCCUAAUGUUGUUAUUAUAUUAACUGACGGUGUGUCAAAUAUAAACUCACGAAGAACUAUUCCUGAGGCAGAACAAGCUCGUGCAGCAGGAAUUCACAUAUAUGCUGUUGGUAUUGGUUUAAGAGAUACCCGUGAAUUGGAUGCCAUGGCCUCCGAACCAGCCUCAGAAAACAGCUUCAAUGUACAAAGCUUUGAUGAAUUGGCAGUUUUGAGUGACCAAGUUUUCCAAGCUUUCUGUCCAGUUGCCACCACAGUGAAACCACAAGAAACCGGAUACGAUUUGGUCGUUAUUCUUGAUUCUUCCGUUUCCCAAGAAUAUUUUGAUUGGAUGACAACAUUUACCAAAAAUCUUGCUGAUACAGUUAGUAUCGAUGAUGACGAAUUUAGAGUUGGUUUGUUGAGAUAUAGCACAGAUUCUAAUGUUCAAUUCAAUCUGAAGGACUAUCAGUCCAGUGGUGAUGUCCAGAAUGCUGUUGAUCAGGUCGGAUACAAAGGGGGAAUAACAAACACAGCCCAAGCCAUAGAUACUGCUAGAACCGAGAUGUUUAGACCUGACCAGGGUGAUCGUGACUAUGCCAGAAACUUUAUAUUGCUGAUAACCGGUCAGGAUAAGAGUUUGAGUACAAAUGAUGCUUGGCGAGCGGCAGAGAGAGCAGAGACAGACGGAAUCCAGUUAUAUGUUAUGGGAUUGAAUAUUAAUGAUCGUGAGGAACUGGAUGAGACCUCUUCUCAUCCUUUGAACACCUAUCAAUAUUUAACAAGAAGUGAGAGGGAACUGGCUGAAGUUCCUCCACGGAUUUAUGCUGAUCUUUUAGGAAUGGCAAAGAAUCCACCUCCAAUGAGACCAAGACCAGUGAAACCUGAUGUAGAUAUUAAACCAUAUAGAAGCAGUGUAGGUUAUGGAGGACCUGUCACAAUAGAAUGUACAGUGAAAUCUGGUAUACCUGUCAAGGAAGUCACAUGGUAUCGAGUCCAAGGUGAUUCAAGGACACCUGUUGUAGUAGAUGGUAGAAAAUACAGUGGUUCCACAGUACGUGUACCCUCUCUUACAAUAAGCAAUGCAGACAAUCAAGAUGCAGGUACCUAUGUAUGUACUGCUGAGAACGCUGCUGGUGUAGGAUCAAGUUCUUAUGCUGAUAUUGAUGUUACUGGAGCUCUUCCCACUGUGACAGUUCCAAAACGAGAAUACACAGGUGAUUUGGGAACAGAGGUUACUCUAGAAUGUGAUGUUGUUGCGAAUCCUCCUGAAUCCACUGUCUACUGGAGAAGGGAGGACCGAGGAGAGAUGGUUGAUGUCGACAGCAGGUCCUCACGUUUCUCUCGUGCCUCACCGAGCUCACCAUCUUUGACUAUCAGGAAUCUGGAUACCUCAGAUACAGGAAUGUAUCAAUGUUUUGCUGAUAAUCCUGUUGGAACUGGACAAAGUCAACAGACGUCUCUCAGAGUACUUUUACCAAUCACUCUUCCAACAACUGAUAAACCAUGUGGUCAAGCCCAAGUUGAUAUUGUUAUUAUUUUGGACUCUUCGACCAGUGUGGGUGAUGACAACUACCAAAAAAUGAAGGAUUUCUGUAAAGAUUUCUUAAAGAAUGCUGAUUUAGAUUCUGGUAAUAUACAGGUUGGAAUAGUUUCAUACAGUACUGGCGUCCAUAUUGAAUUCCAAAUGAAUGACUACAGCACCUCACAAGACAUAAUGGAUGCUAUUGAUGCCAUUCCGUAUAGAUAUGGAAGUACCAACACUGCCGAUGGUUUGAGAACAAUGCGUUCACAAAUGUUUACUUCUCGUAAUGGGGAUCGUGAUGGUGUGCCUAAUGUUGUAAUUAUAUUAACUGAUGGUGUGUCAAAUAUAAACUCCCGAAGAACCAUUCCUGAGGCAGAACAAGCUCGUGCAGCAGGAAUUCAUAUUUAUGCUGUUGGUAUUGGUUUAAGAGAUACUCGUGAAUUGGAUGCCAUGGCCUCUGAACCAGCCUCAGAAAACAGCUUCAAUGUACAAAGUUUUGAUGAAUUGGCAGUUUUGAGUGACCAAGUUUUCCAAGCCUUCUGUCCAGUUGCCACCACAGUGAAACCACAAGAAACUGGUUAUGAUUUGGUUGUUAUUCUUGAUUCUUCCGUUUCCCAAGAAUAUUUUGAUUGGAUGACAACAUUUACCAAAAAUCUUGCUGAUACAGUUAGUAUCGACGAUGACGAAUUUAGAGUUGGUUUGUUGAGAUAUAGCACAGAUUCUAAUGUUCAAUUCAAUCUGAAGGACUAUCAGUCCAGUGGUGAUGUCCAGAAUGCUGUUGAUCAGGUCGGAUACAAAGGGGGAAUUACAAACACAGCACAGGCCAUCGACACUGCUAGAACCCAGAUGUUCAGACCUGACCAGGGUGAUCGUGACUAUGCCAGAAACUUUAUAUUGUUGAUAACUGGUCAGGAUAAGAGUUUGAGUACAAAUGAUGCUUGGCGAGCGGCAGAGAGAGCAGAGACAGACGGAAUCCAGUUAUAUGUUAUGGGAUUGAAUAUUAAUGAUCGUGAGGAACUAGAUGAGACCUCUUCUCAUCCUUUGAAAACCUACCAAUAUUUAACAAGGAGUGAGAGGGAACUGGCUGAAGUUCCUCCCCAAAUUUAUGCUGAUCUUCUUGGUAUGGCAAAAAAUCCACCUCCUAUGAGACCAAGGCCAGUUAAACCUGAUGUCGAUAUUAAACCAUACAGAAGCACUGUACGUUAUGGAGGACCUGUGACGAUAGAAUGUACAGUGAAAUCAGGUAUACCUGUAAAGGAAGUCACAUGGUAUCGAGUCCAAGGUGAUUCAAGGACACCUGUUGUAGUAGAUGGUAGAAAAUACAGUGGUUCUACAGUACGUGUACCCUCUCUUACAAUAAACAAUGCAGACAAUCAAGAUGCAGGUACCUAUGUAUGUACUGCUGAGAACGCUGCUGGUGUAGGAUCUAGUCCUAAUGGUGAUAUUGAUGUUACUGGAGCUCUUCCCAUUGUGACAGUUCUAAAGAGAGAAUACACAGGUGAUUUUGGUACAGAGGUAACUCUGGAAUGUAAUGUUGUUGCAAAUCCACCUGAAACCACCGUCUACUGGAGGAGAGAGGACCGAGGAGAGAUGGUUGAUGUCGACACCAGAUCCUCACGAUUCUCUCGUGCUUCUCCUAGUUCACCAUCUCUGACUAUCAGAAAUCUGGAUACCUCAGAUACAGGAAUGUAUCAAUGCUUUGCUGACAAUCCUGUUGGAUCUGGACAAAGUCAACAGACCUCUCUUAGAGUACUUUUACCAAUCACUCUUCCAACGACUGAUAAACCAUGUGGUCAAGCCCAAGUUGAUAUUGUUAUUAUUUUGGACUCUUCAACUAGUGUGGGUGAUGAUAACUACCAGAAAAUGAAGGAUUUCUGUAAAGAUUUCUUAAAGAACGCUGAUUUGGAUUCUGGCAAUAUUCGUGCAGGAAUUGUGUCUUACAGUACUGGCGUCCAUAUUGAAUUCCAAAUGAAUGACUACAGCACAUCACAAGACAUUAUGGACGCUAUUGAUGCCAUUCCAUAUAGAUAUGGAAGUACAAACACUGCUGAUGGUUUGAGAACAAUGCGUACACAAAUGUUCACAACUGCCAAUGGUGAUCGUGAUGGUGUGCCUAAUGUCGUAAUUAUAUUAACUGAUGGUGUGUCAAAUAUAAAUUCACGAAGAACCAUUCCUGAGGCAGAACAAGCUCGUGCAGCAGGAAUUCAUAUAUAUGCUGUUGGUAUUGGUUUAAGAGAUACCCGUGAAUUGGAUGCCAUGGCCUCUGAACCAGCCUCAGAAAACAGCUUCAAUGUACAAAGUUUUGACGAAUUGGCAGUUUUGAGUGACCAAGUUUUCCAAGCUUUCUGUCCAGUUGCCACCACAGUGAAACCACAGGAAACCGGAUACGAUUUGGUCGUUAUUCUUGAUUCUUCCGUUUCCCAAGAAUAUUUUGAUUGGAUGACAACAUUUACCAAAAAUCUUGCUGAUACAGUUAGUAUCGACGAUGACGAAUUUAGAGUUGGUUUGUUGAGAUAUAGCACAGAUUCUAAUGUUCAAUUCAAUCUGAAGGACUAUCAGUCCAGUGGUGAUGUCCAGAAUGCUGUUGAUCAGGUCGGAUACAAAGGGGGAAUAACAAAUACAGCACAAGCCAUAGAUACUGCUAGAACUCAGAUGUUCAGACCUGACCAGGGUGAUCGUGACUAUGCCAGAAACUUUAUAUUGUUGAUAACUGGUCAGGAUAAGAGUUUGAGUACAAACGAUGCUUGGCGAGCGGCUGAGAGGGCAGAGACAGACGGAAUCCAGUUAUAUGUUAUGGGAUUAAAUAUUAAUGAUCGUGAGGAACUAGAUGAGACCUCUUCUCAUCCUUUGAACACCUAUCAAUAUUUAACAAGGAUUGAGAGGGAACUGGCUGAAGUUCCUCCCCAAAUUUAUGCUGAUCUUCUUGGAAUGGCAAAGAAUCCACCUCCAAUGAGACCUAGACCAGUGAAACCUGAUGUAGAUAUUAAACCAUACCGAAGAAGUGUACGUUAUGGAGGACCUGUGACAAUAGAAUGUACAGUGACAUCUGGUAUACCUGUCAAAGAAGUCACAUGGUAUCGAGUCCAAGGUGAUUCAAGGACACCUGUUGUAGUAGAUGGUAGAAAAUACAGUGGUUCUACAGUACGUGUACCCUCUCUUACAGUAAACAAUGCCGACUUUCAAGAUGAAGGUACCUAUGUAUGUACUGCUGAGAACGCUGCUGGUGUAGGAUCAAGUCCUAAUGGUGAUAUUGAUGUUACUGGAGCUCUUCCUGCUGUGACAGUUCCAAAGAGAGAAUACACCAGUGAUAUGGGUAAAGAGGUGACUCUUGAAUGUGAUGUUGUCGCAAACCCACCUGAAUCCACCGUCUACUGGAGGAGGAUGGACAGAGGAGAGAUGACUGAUGUGGACACAAGAUCCUCACGGUACUCUCGAGUCUCGCCAAGUUCACCAUCUCUGACCAUCAGGAAUCUGGAUACCUCAGAUACAGGAAUGUAUCAAUGUUUUGCUGAUAAUCCUGUUGGAACUGGACAAAGUCAACAGACGUCUCUCAGAGUACUUUUGCCAAUCACUAUUCCUGCAACCGCAAAGCCUUGUGGUCAGGCUAAAGUCGAUAUUGUGAUUAUAUUGGACUCCUCUACCAGUGUCGGAGAUGACAACUACCUGAAAAUGAAGAAUUUCUGUAAGGAUUUCUUAAAGAAUGCUGAUUUAGAUUCUGGCAAUAUUCGUGCUGGAAUUGUGUCCUACAGUACUGGCGUCCAUAUUGAAUUCCAAAUGAAUGACUACAACACAUCACAAGACAUAAUGGAUGCUAUUGAUGCCAUUCCGUAUAGAUAUGGAAGUACAAACACUGCCGAUGGUUUAAGAACAAUGCGUUCAGAAAUGUUCACUACUGCUAAUGGGGAUCGCGACGGUGUGCCGAAUGUUGUACUUAUAUUAACUGAUGGAGUGUCAAAUAUAAACUCCCGAAGAACCAUUCCGGAGGCAGAGCAGGCUCGUUCAGAAGGAAUUCAUAUAUAUGCUGUUGGUAUUGGUUUAACAGACACCCGUGAAUUGGAUGCCAUGGCCUCUGAACCAGCAUCAGAAAACAGCUUCAAUGUACAAAGUUUUGAUGAAUUAGCAGUUUUGAGUGAUCAAGUCUUCCAAGCUUUUUGUCCAGGAGCCACAACUGCAGCACCACUACCCAAAGGUUAUGACAUUGUUAUUGCAAUGGAUUCAUCUGUCCAACAAGAUCAGUUUGAUGGAUGGAUGAAAACUUAUGCCAAGAGAUUUGUCAACCAAAUAAGUGUUGAUGACGAUGAAUAUCGUUUAGGACUUGUACGAUUUGAUUCUGAUGCUGAUGUGCAGUUUGACUUGAAAGAUUAUAGAACAAAACAAGAUGUUUUGAAUGCUGUUGAUAAUGUCCAGUACAAGCCUGGAGGUACAACGAACGUGGCUGGGGCUUUUGAUGCGGUCAGACAAAGGAUGUUUAAAAACAAUAAAGGAGAUCGUGAUUUUGCCCGUAAUUAUAUAUUAUUGCUGACCGGUAAUGAAAGAAGUGACGAUACAAAUGGAGCUUGGGCUGCUGCAGAGCGGGCAGAGGAUGAUGGGAUUGGAAUAUACGUUGUUGGUGUUGGUAUUAACGACAGAACUGAACUGGAUGAGACGUCUUCACAUCCACUUAACACCUUCCAAUAUGUAGUUGGAGAUGAGAGAGAAUUGCAGGAUGUUCCUGUUAAGAUUGAAGAUGCUGUCAAAGGAUUACCCCAGGUAGCCCCUCCAAUGAGACCAAGACCAAGACUAAGAGACACUACAACUCCAGCUCCAGAUUGUGGCCUUUCUAAGACUGAUUUAGUGAUUGUAUUGGAUGCCUCUACCAGUGUAGGAGAAGAUAAUUUCAAAAAGAUGCUCGAGUUUUGUAAAGAUUUCUUAGCCAAUGCUGAUAUCGACUCUGGUAAUGUUCGUGCUGGAAUCCUAAGUUAUAGUACUGGUGUCAAGAUAGAGUUCCAGAUUGGUGCCCAUUCAACAACUGCAGAUAUCCGAAAUGCAAUUGAUGGAAUUAAAUAUGCUUAUGGUAGUACCAAUACUGCUGAUGCCAUCGAAACAAUGGCAACUCAAAUGUUUGGUACAUCAGCAGAUCGGGCAGAUGCUCCCAACAUUGGUAUAAUUGUCACUGAUGGUGUGUCUAAUAUAAACUCUAGAAGGACCAUCUCCGAAGCUGUGGAGGCUAGAAAAAAAGGAAUUCAUAUCUACACUAUUGGUAUCGGGUUGACAGACACUAAGGAGGUAUUUGCUAUAGCAACCCCGCCACAUGAGGAGAACAGCUUCAAUGUACAGAGUUUUGAUGAAUUACGUGGACUUGAUCAGAAGAUUUUCUCCUCAAUUUGCCCAGGCAGGUCUACUGCUGCUGCUGCUCUUACGACAACACCUAGACCAGAGCGAGUUACUACUCCUAUCCCAAUCAACAUAUUACCAACAACUGACGGAUGUGGUCUGGCUAAGGUUGACUUGGUAAUUAUCUUGGAUUCCUCUACAAGUGUUGGAGAAGGUAACUACGACAAGAUGCUACAGUUCACAAAAGAUCUCUUGGCUAACUCUGAUAUUGAUAAUGGAAAUGUACGGGUUGGAGUGGUCAGUUACAGUACAGCAGUCUCAGAACAUUUCCAGUUGAAAGAUUAUAGAACCAAAAAUGAUGUAUUUAAUGCUAUUGACAAAAUAGAUUAUAUAUACGGUAGCACAAAUACAGCAGAUGCUAUUCGUUCAAUGCGCGCCAAUAUGUUCACGGCAGGGAAUGGGGAUAGACCGGAUGUGAAAAACGUUGGUAUAAUUAUCACUGAUGGUGUCUCCAAUAUCAAUUCAAGACGGACAUUACCGGAAGCAGAGCGAGCUAGAGAUGACGGAAUUCAUGUAUAUGCCAUUGGUAUUGGUUUAUCUGAUGUUAGGGAGUUGAACGGAAUGGCUUCUCUGCCAGCUGAAGAUAAUACCUUCAAUGUGAAGAGCUUUGAUGAAUUGCGAGGUCUUGACCAGAAAAUAUUCUCAUCAAUCUGUCCAGGGGUUUUACCAACAAGACGACCAAGACCUACUCCUAGCCCAACAACAACUACAGGGUUUCGACCUAGACCACCGAGAACCACCCCUAGCACUACAACAAGAGUGUGGAUCCCACAACCAAGACCACCAAGAACCACUCCUAUCGCUACAACAACUACAGGGGCACCACGACCUAGACCACCAAGAACCACUCCUAGCACUACAACAAGAGGGGUUCCACCAACAAGGCCAACAAGACCUACUCCUAGCGCUACAACAACCACAGAAGCCAUAACAAGACCCCCUGUGGUAAUAACAACUACUGAAGCACCACAUGGAUAUGAUUUGGUUGUUGUUAUUGAUUCCUCUGUCUCCCGACAACAUUUCGAUUGGUUUAAAAAUUUUGCCAAGACUUUGCCAGACCAACUGGAUGUCGAUGGAGGAGAAUAUAGAAUUGGGCUGAUGCGAUACAGUAGAUCAGGUGACGUCCAGUUCAAUCUUGAGGAUUAUGUCAAUGAUGGCGCUGGAUUUAAACGUGCCGUAGACAGGGUGUCAUACAGAAACGAUAGAGAAACUAAUACAGAUCAGGCCAUUGAUAAAGUGAGACAACGUAUGUUUAAAAAGAGACAGGGUGAUAGAGACUAUGCCAGGAACUUCAUCUUGUUGUUGACAGAUAAUGACAAGAGCGCAGAUACCAAUAGAGUGUGGGAAGCAGCAGAGAAGGCAGAAGAUGAAGAAAUCUUUAUCUAUACUGUUGGACUGGAUAUUGGAGACCGUACAGAGAUUGACGAGACGUCAUCACAUCCCCUCAGCACUUACGAGUACUUGGUCCGAAGGGAGAGUGAUUUGUACGAACUUCCAGGACAACUUAAAUAUGCACUCAGAGAUGAACCAUUGAAGGCUCCACCAAUGAGAAGACGUCCUCGAUUGACUACAACAACAACAACAACAACAACAACAACCACAACUCCUCAGCCAACAACAACUCCAAGAACUAAUGGAUACGAUUUAGUUGUUGUUAUUGAUUCCUCUGUAUCGCAACAACAUUUCGACUGGUUUAAAAAUUUCGCCAAGACUUUGCCAGACCAACUGGAUGUCGAUGGAGGAGAAUAUAGAAUUGGUCUGAUGCGGUACAGUAGAACAGGUGAUGUCCAGUUCAAUCUUCAAGAUUAUGAUAAAAAUGGCGCUGGAUUUAAACGUGCCGUAGACAGGGUGUCAUACAGAAACGACAGAGAAACUAAUACUGAUCAGGCCAUUGAUAAAGUGAGACAACGUAUGUUUAAAAAGAGACAGGGUGAUAGAGACUAUGCCAGGAACUUCAUCUUGUUGUUGACAGACAAUGACAAGAGCGCAGAUACCAAUAGGGUCUGGGAAGCAGCUGAGAAGGCAGAAGAUGAAGAAAUCUUUAUCUAUACUGUUGGACUGGAUAUUGGAGACCGUACAGAGAUUGACGAGACAUCAUCACAUCCCCUCAGUACUUACGAGUACUUGGUUAGAAGUGAGAGCGAUUUGUACGAACUUCCAGGUCAACUGGGAAUUGCACUCAAAAACGAAUCACCGAGGGCUCCACCAAUGAGAAGACGUCCUCGGUUGACUACAACAGCAGCACCAACAACAACCACAACUCCUCGACCAACUACUACCCCAAGAGACUCAGGUUAUGAUCUGGUUGUUGUAAUGGACUCGUCUGUCAAACCAGAACAUUUCCGCUGGAUGAAAAGUUUUACUAAAUCUUUAUCCCGACAACUCAGUGUCAAUGAUGAUGAAGUUAGAAUUGGUGUUAUGAGAUACAGUACAACUGCCGAUAGACAGUUUGACUUGAACCGAUAUUCCAACAGCGAAGAGAUGGCAAGGGCUAUUGAUAGGAUAACCUACCGCCCUGGAUCAACUAACACAGCAAGGGCUUUAGAUACUGUAAGAACGAGAAUGUUACGACCACGUAAUGGCGAUAGGGACUAUGCUAGGAACUUUGUGUUGCUGUUGACGGGACAGGACAAGAGCUUGAACACUAACAAUGCAUGGAGAGCUGCUGAAAGGCUUGAAGACGAUGGCGCUGGUCUCUUUGUGAUUGGUUUGGACAUCCAAGAUGAAACUGAGCUUGACGAGCUAGCGUCACAUCCACUUUCUACGUACCAGUUCUUAACCAGGAGUGAGUCAGAACUUCUAGAACUCCCAGGACAGAUAGAUUUUGGAUUGAAAGGAAUGUCUAAAAUUCCAGACUGGCCUCCAUUCAGACAAAGACCUGUUAUUACAACUACAUUACCCCCUACAACAACAUACAAACCACGCCCACCACGCCCACCAGGAUCAUGUACUUCAGAAGCCGAUAUUAUUUUUGUUCUGGAUUCAUCUGGUAGUGUCGGGCAGUAUGACUUUUAUAAUGUUCUCAACUUCACUAACAAUGUCGUGAACGAUCUGGAGAUUGACAGUGGUAACUUCAGGGUAGGAGCUGUCACUUUCAGUGAUAACGCAAGACAAGAAUUCUAUCUGAACUCUUAUAACAAGAUGCAAGACAUCGAGAGAGCUCUGUCGAGGAUUCGUUACGUCUAUGGUUCUACCAAUACGGCUGAUGCUCUACGUAUGGUCAGAGAGACGAUGCUUACAACAUCAAAUGGAGACAGACCUGGAGUACCAAAUGUGGUUGUUAUAGUAACAGAUGGAGAAUCUAAUAUCAGACACACUGAGACUUUACCGCAAGCUAAGUUACUGAAAAACAUGGGUGCAACCUUGAUAACGGUAGCUGUUGGCUUCGAUCAAACGUCUCCAGAGUUGACUGGAUUGACCUCUGAACCUGUACAAGAUAAUUUGAUACGAGUCACAAAUUAUGAUGCACUUUCACAGCUGAGAGAAAAACUGGUGGAACCUUUAUGUAAAGAUAUUAAUUUGUGUAAUAAGAAUCCUUGUAAGAACGGUGCAGAGUGUAUCGAUGGCUUGAGGAGUUAUAGAUGUAAUUGUCCUGAUGGCUACUUUGGUGCAAACUGUGAAAAGGCUUGUUCUGGAGAAGCUGAUGUUGUCUUUAUGUUGGACUCUUCCGACAAUAUAGGCCGUCCUACUUUUGAAAGAAUGAAAAGGUAUUCUGAAACUCUUGUCAGUGAGAUGAACGUAGAAGACUGUGGUGUCAGAGUAGGAUUCAUGAAAUACAGUUCUGCACCUAUGAUCCAGUUUAAUAUGAACCGAUACACGGAUACCGAUACAAUCAACCGGGCUGUGGAUAGUAUCCAUUACACUAGUGGACGUGCCAACAUGGCCGAUGCUUUCAGAGAAGUUAGAACGAGAAUGUUUAACAACGCAGGGGAUCGUUCAGAUGUUAAAAAUGUUGUUUUCUUACUGUCCGAUGGGUCGACAGAUAUUAAGAAAGAAGAUACGAUGAUGGAAGCGGAAAUGACAAUAAAUUCUGGCAUUAGUAUUAUUCCUAUCGGUAUACAACUUCGACACAGGGAAGAAUUAGAGAAUAUUGCUACUGCACAAGGUGUUAAUGUUGAAGAGAUUAAUGAUGAUAGUGACCUUCUGGGUCUAAGUGAUCAGGUGCUGAGACCAGUCAUGGAGUUGAAAGAUUAUUGUGGAGGUAACCCCUGUGAACAUGGAGGUACUUGUCGUAGUGAUGCCCUGGGUUACAGAUGUGACUGUGUUCCUGGAUACACGGGAGAGAGCUGUAACAGAAGGUGUCAGGCCAAGGCUGAUAUUGUAUUUGCUGUGGACACUUCAAGAUAUGUCUCAAAACCACAGUUACGUCAAGUUAGAAGAUUUAUCAAAUCUAUGGUCAAAAGGAUGUCAUUCAAAAGCAGGGUGAAAGCAGGAAUUGUACAAUUUGGAAGUGCUUCUGAUGUAAAGCUUACUUUCAGGGAAAGUUUUAAGAAGAGGAAUGUGCUUAAUGCUGUCUCUUCUAUCAGGAGAAUGCCAGGUAAUCCAGAUCCAGCAGAAGCUUUACGUAAGUCCAGGAUCAGUAUACUGGAGGGUGGUGGAGAACGUGAUUACGCUCCUAACAUUGUGGUCCUAAUAACUACCAGCACAAGACAAGAAGAUGAGGUCAUUGAAGAGGCAAAUAAACUCAAACAGAAGGGAACAAAAGUUAUCGUUGUUGGUAUUGGUUUAUCAGCAUCAGAUGAAGAAUUUAUGAUGGCAGCAGUUAGCUCCCCUGUCAGUAAAUAUUUAUACCAGUCUAAAGAUGUUGCUGGAUUAACUGAUAUAUCUGACAACAUUAUGGCUUAUCUAUGUAAUGAGAAAGAUAUGUGUGAGACCAAUCCAUGUCAGAACGGCGGCCAUUGUGUUAGUGAACGCAACAGUUACUUUUGUGAAUGCAGAGAAGGUUUUGCUGGAGUGAACUGUGAUCAAACUUGUGAUGCCAAAGCAGAUGUUGCUUUCCUCAUUGAUUCCUCUGGUAGCAUUGGUCAACAUAACUUCCGACUGGUCAAAGACUUUAUUUACAAAGUUGUGGAGGAACUGACCAUUGGAAAGAGACACACACGUAUUGGAGUAGUCUCGUACAGUACAUCAGCAAGAAUGGGAUUCCAUCUUGAUGAUUAUAUUACUAAAUCUGGCGUAGAAGAUGCUAUAUCUAGUGUUGGCUAUGUUUAUGGUAACACAAACACAGCUGCUGGAAUUAAAAUGGUCAGAAGAAGUAUAUUUAACCCAUCAAGAGGGGACAGACCUGAUGCACAAAAUUUCUUGAUCAUUAUAACAGAUGGUGUAUCUAAUAUCCAUGCAGAGAACACCAUACCUGAGGCUCAGAAAGCCAAAGAAGAAGGAGUACAUGUUAUAACUAUUGGUGUGGGAUCUUUUGAUUCUGCAGAGCUGGAAGCAAUGGCUAGUGAACCCAUUGCUAAUAAUAUGCAUAUAAUUGAUGAUUUCAAUGCUUUGACACGUUUGACCACUGACUUGGUUAAAGCCACAUGUAGAGAUGAAUCAAUAUGUAACGAAAACCCUUGUUUGAAUGGCGGUGUCUGCAGUGUUGGGGUCAAUACGUUCCAAUGUGAAUGUCCAAUGGGAUACUCAGGUCUUAGGUGUGAGAAAGCCUGUUUAGACAGAAAGGAUAUUGUGUUUGUAUUAGAUUCUUCAUCCAGUGUCGGAAAAGAUAAUUUCCAAUAUAUGUUAGAUUUUGUAAAUGCAUUAGUAGAGGAAAUUGGCAGCACUUCAAACGAACACAGAUUUGCCCUUAUAACUUACAGUACUGAGGUUCAUCUAGUUUUCAGCCUCGGUAGAUAUUCUAAUGGUGAUGUUGGUAGGGUUAUUUCUACAACACGUUAUAAAGCAGGCUCAACGAAUACUGCUGGAGGUCUACGUACGGCAGCCGAUGUGUUGAAAAUGAACGGUGGCAGAAGUUCGGCUGAGGAUAUUGUAAUUCUGUUGACCGAUGGUCAGUCUAAUCUCAAUUCCAGAGAUACGAUACCAUCAGCAGAAGCUUUGAAACAGAAAGGUGUCAAAGUUAUAACUGUCGGUAUUAAGAUAGCUGACACUGACGAAAUAAAAGCGAUAGCUUCUAGUGAAAAGGAGGUAUUCAUAGCCAAAGACUUCCAAUCUCUUAAAGAUAUUAAACAAGAAAUAUCAGAAAAUUCAUGUCAAGGUAGUGGAAGAUAGUUCAGUGUGCAAUAGUUCAUAUUUCUAACAUUUAAUGAAAUUUUUUUAAUAUUUUUUAAUCUUCUGUGUAUAUACAAAGUUCUACGAAGUUUGUGUUGUAUACAUGUAUUUAUAUGUCUUUAAAUUUAGUUUCUAUAUCUAAGGUUUUUUAUUAAUGUAUCUAUUAGUUUUUCAUUUAACAAUGACAUAUUAUGAUGUUUAUUUUUUCCUUUGGAAUUAUAAUUUACAAAUUUUUGUAUAUAACAUUUGCUUAUCCAGGUUGUUUGAACAAAAAGAUUAAAAAAAUCUUAUAAAAUAGUCAAAGAAUGUAAAAAUCUUAUAAAAUUAGGUGUGAAUAAAAAAUAUGCAACAAACAAUCAAACAAAUUGAAUUUGAGAAAAAUAAUCUAAGUGACUAUUUUUUUUUUAUUUUAACCCACGGCCAAGUCUUAUAUGUAGAAUGAAGUUAU
Molecule: messenger RNA, 18089 nt
Organism: Mytilus trossulus (common blue mussel)
Lineage: Eukaryota; Metazoa; Mollusca; Bivalvia; Mytilida; Mytilidae
Exons: 67
Coding region: 425-17641 (5738 amino acids)
Molecular function (GO): calcium ion binding
Source: RefSeq, a predicted model, not a curated record